Messenger RNA from Taeniopygia guttata (zebra finch), 874 nucleotides. NCBI's taxonomy places the organism in Eukaryota, Metazoa, Chordata, Aves, Passeriformes, Estrildidae. The record is from RefSeq and is a predicted model, not a curated record.
AUCCACCGGCCUCUUUAUUCUGCUAGCAUGAGUCCAUCCCUUCUCUGCUGUGCGGACUGCGGAGUCAGUGGUGAUUAAAACCAGUCGCCACGCCUUUACCGACGGCCCUUCCGACUCCCUUCGCUCUGCACGGCGCAGCGCAGCGCGGUACCUCCGCAGUGCUCCCUGGACGAAAUUUCGCCAGGACUCUCGCGAGAGCGGGCAGUUCUAGAUGCUCCCGACGCCUCCUACAUUUCCUCUUCCCUGCCGCUGUCAGGAGUUGAGAUCCAAAAAUGGUGCGCUACUCUCUGGAUCCAGACAAUCCCACGAAAUCAUGCAAAUCACGGGGAUCCAACCUGCGAGUGCAUUUCAAGAACACUCGAGAGACUGCCCAGGCCAUCAAGGGCAUGCACAUCUGCAAGGCCACCAAGUACUUAAAGGACGUCACCUUGAAGAAGUAAUGUGUUCCCUUCUGGUGCUACAACGGAGGAGUCGGUAGAUGCACCCAGGCCAAGCAGUGGGGCUGGAUGCAGGGAUGCUGGCCCAAGAAGAGUGCAGAGUUCUUGCUGCACAUGUUCAAAAAUGCAGAGAGCAAUGCUGAGCUCAAGGGUCUUGAUGUGGAUUCUCUAGUCAUUGAGCACAUCCAGAUCAAUAAGGCUCCCAAAAUGUGCCGACGCACCUACAGAGCACAUGGUAGGAUCAACCCCUACAUGAGCUCCCCCUGCCACAUCGAGAUGAUCCUCACUGAGAAGGAGCAGAUCAUUCCCAAGCCAGAGGAGGAAGUUGCUCAAAAGAAAAAGAUAUCCCAGAAGAAGCUGAAGAAGCAAAAGCUAAUGGUCAGGAUUAAAUCUGCUCUGCCAGAUGUACAUAAAUAAAAUGAGAAAGUUUCGAUUUA